This is a messenger RNA of Cynara cardunculus var. scolymus (artichoke), 763 nucleotides long. RefSeq names its product proline-rich protein 1-like. The transcript has 2 exons. NCBI's taxonomy places the organism in Eukaryota, Viridiplantae, Streptophyta, Magnoliopsida, Asterales, Asteraceae. The coding region runs from base 26 to 607 and encodes 193 amino acids. The record is from RefSeq and is a predicted model, not a curated record.
UCAAUUAACAAUCAAAUUGAAGAGCAUGGAGUCCACUGCCACCAUAUUCUUAGCUAUCGUUUUGCUACUGUCGGCGGUGAUGGUGGUUUCCACCUCCGCCGGUGGUGGUUAUGGAGUUGCUCCGGCCACAAAGCCUGCUGCUGAGAUCCCUUAUUAUAAGAUGACCAAACAGAACGAAAUCUCCAAACCCAUUGCAAUUCAAGGCCUUAUAUAUUGUAAAUCCGGAUCUAAACUUACCCCACUUAAAGGAGCCAUAGCAAGAAUAACUUGUUUGGCAAGAAACCGCAAGGGGUUGGAACUAGCGCCAUUCUCAAUCGUGAGUUGCCCGGCUGAUAAUAAGGGCUACUUUCUAGCAAAAUUGUCCCCUCCAUCCAUGAAGUUCUUGAAGAAUGUCGAUUGGGAGCUCGAAGAGUGCAAGGCCUUCCUCAAGAGUUCGCCAUUGAAAGACUGCAAGAUUCCUCUAGAUAUUAAUGGAGGCAUUACGGGUGCCCAUAUUAUUUCUUCUUCGUCUCAUCGACUCCUUAAGAACGCAAAUCUUUAUUCGCUGAAACCCUUUUUCUACAUGAGCGGUCAACCUCAAAAGGUCUCCGACAACAGGGGAUAUUAACAACUCCUUCGAAAGAUCGGUGAUUCUAUUACAAUUAUCUAGCGCUUGUUUUUUCCCUUCUUAAUUGAGCGUACUUAAUUUGUUGUUCUUAUUCUUCUCGUUUGCUUAUUUUUUGUGAUAAAGAAGAGGAUUACAAUAAGUACAUGUGGGUUGUUU